Molecule: messenger RNA, 513 nt
Organism: Aspergillus versicolor CBS 583.65
Lineage: Eukaryota; Fungi; Ascomycota; Eurotiomycetes; Eurotiales; Aspergillaceae
Product: putative RING-finger domain protein
Exons: 3
Coding region: 1-513 (170 amino acids)
Biological process (GO): protein ubiquitination
Molecular function (GO): ubiquitin protein ligase activity
Source: RefSeq, a predicted model, not a curated record
AUGGAGGACAAUCUAAACCAGCAGUCCCUAGAUAUAGGUAUCCCUGAGAAUAAUCGACACAGAUACACAGCAAAGGACUUUACCUUUCUAGGGAUCUUUCUCCUCCUAUGGGGCUCCAUAAGCAUCUGCUGCGUACUCUGGCUCCUGCGGGUCUCUCGCACCGCGCGCCAGACAUUAGCCAUCGUGGCAGACGGGGUAAUAGAAGAAGGCCUCGCAUGCAGCGAUGCAAAAUCGCGGCUGCAGUCUCUGGAAAAUGCUGCUCCAAGCAAGACGCUGAAGGACUGGCUGAGGGAGCUGCCGCCUGUUCAUUCUCAUCUGGUGGAAUAUCAUACCCAGUCCUUGAUCUGUACCAUCUGUCUCGAUCCGGUUUCCGAGGAAAGUGUAGUCCAUGCCCUACAAUGCCACCAUGUGUUUCAUGGGGAGUGCUUGGAGGGUUGGUUUUUGAAUGGGCAUGAUAAUUGUCCUCUUUGCUUGUUAUCGAUUUUUUCUGGGGACCAAGAGCAGGAAGAGUAG